AUGAACAUCAAGGAUGACUUUAUGUUCCGCCUGUCUCGAGCAGACGAUAAGGCCACCCAACUGGAUGAAAAAAGGCUUAGGGAACUGACGCGUCCAAAACUGUCUUCACCUGCAGAACCUCUUCCAACUCUAGGAAGGCGAGACCACCCUGGGGACAAGAGGGUGUUGUACACCAAGGUGGUGAACAACAACCACAUGGAGGUCACCAAAAAGCUGAUGUCCACCUUCACCAUCGAUGAAGCAGUGACCUUCCAGCAAUUUAAAAUGAUUGGAAUGCUCGAUUUGGCCACCAACAUGGAUGAAAAAAGGCUUAGGGAACUGACGCGUCCAAAACUGUCUUCACCUGCAGAACCUCUUCCAACUCUAGGAAGGCGAGACCACCCUGGGGACAAGAGGGUGUUGUACACCAAGGUGGUGAACAACAACCACAUGGAGGUCACCAAAAAGCUGAUGUCCACCUUCACCAUCGAUGAAGCAGUGACCUUCCAGCAAUUUAAAAUGAUUGGAAUGUUCGAUUUGGCCACCAACAUGGAUGAAAAAAGGCUUAGGGAACUGACGCGUCCAAAACUGUCUUCACCUGCAGAACCUCUUCCAACUCUAGGAAGGCGAGACCACCCUGGGGACAAGAGGGUGUUGUACACCAAAGUGGCGAACAACAACCACAUGGAGGUCACCAAAAAGCUGAUGUCCACCUUCACCAUCGAUGAACCUUCAACAGUGACCUUCCAGCAAUUUAAACGGAUUGGAAUGCUCGAUUUGGCCACCCACAUGGAUGAAAAAAGGGUUAUGGAACUGAGACGUCCAUUUCCAAAAUCCGAUUUGAGGGACUUCCGGAGGCAAGAUUAAAUGUUUAGGGAACUGACGCGUCCAAAACUUCUUCCAACUGUAGGACUGCCUCCAACUCCAAAAUUUGAUUUGAGGGACGUCCGGAUGCGAGAUACCAAGUGCACGGACAGUGCAGGACGCCCGGCCGGAGGCGCAGAUGGCGUCAGUACGAGGUCAAGCGCCGACAAGGAUAAUUCAAGCAAAGAUGCCCAGUGCACAGACAGUGCACCGGCCGGUGGCGCAGAUG
Molecule: messenger RNA, 1072 nt
Organism: Entelurus aequoreus (snake pipefish)
Lineage: Eukaryota; Metazoa; Chordata; Actinopteri; Syngnathiformes; Syngnathidae
Exons: 11
Coding region: 1-846 (281 amino acids)
Source: RefSeq, a predicted model, not a curated record